Nannospalax galili (Upper Galilee mountains blind mole rat) is the source of this 439-nucleotide messenger RNA. RefSeq names its product GPI transamidase component PIG-T-like. The transcript has 2 exons. Gene Ontology annotation, biological process: attachment of GPI anchor to protein. Lineage: Eukaryota; Metazoa; Chordata; Mammalia; Rodentia; Spalacidae. Gene Ontology annotation, cellular component: GPI-anchor transamidase complex. The record is from RefSeq and is a predicted model, not a curated record. The coding region runs from base 44 to 415 and encodes 123 amino acids.
GGUGGGCGCAAGAUGCCCAUGGGAGCCGGAAGCGGCAGCAGGCAUGGCGGUGGCCAUGCCGCUCGCUGCGCUCUUGCUGUUUCUCGUGGCUCCCUGGUGCUGGGGCCGUGCCGAGCGCCCGCGGGACAGCCUGCGAGAGGAACUGGUUAUCACUCCGCUGCCUUCCGGCGACGUGGCCGCCACGUUCCAGUUCCGCACGCGCUGGGAUUCGGAGUUGCAGCGGGAAGGUGAGGUGUCUCAUUACAGGCUCUUCCCCAAAGCCCUGGGGCAGUUGAUCUCCAAGUACUCUCUGCAGGAGCUGCACCUGUCAUUCACUCAAGGCUUUUGGAGGACCCGGUACUGGGGGCCACCUUUCCUGCAGGCUCCAUCAGGUGCAGAGCUCUGGGUCUGGUUCCAAGACACCGUCACUGAGUGAGUUCCACCUUGGGACUUAUAAUAA